This is a messenger RNA of Rasamsonia emersonii CBS 393.64, 1608 nucleotides long. RefSeq lists its product as uncharacterized. The transcript is spliced from 4 exons. The record is from RefSeq and is a predicted model, not a curated record. NCBI's taxonomy places the organism in Eukaryota, Fungi, Ascomycota, Eurotiomycetes, Eurotiales, Trichocomaceae. The coding region runs from base 1 to 1608 and encodes 535 amino acids.
AUGACGCAGGAUCUCCCCGCAGGUCUGGUCACCACCACUGGUAAGAUUGGCUCCGAGCUGGAUGGUUUAGGUGACAUUGCUAUCGAAGACAUCGCGAAACUAUGGAGGGGUAUGAUUGAUCCGAUAUAUAAGAGAGAGAUGCGCGAUGGAGCCGCGUCACGAUUGGAAAACUUGUUCUGGAGAAUCUGGGGCAGCACACGGCUUCGGAAGACUCUGACUGGAUCGACAUUGGCUGCGCUGUUCAUGGACAUCUCCGAAGACCGUCCUCUUCGAACGACUCCGCGUCAGUCUCCACAGGCGGCCCUGAAGAAGGUAACCAGCCGCAUUUCUCCGGAGACGCUCAACAACCCAUCUGUCAGUAACUACAGUGACGCUGAGAAUGUCCCUUCAGCAGCGCUCAGUGUCCAAACCAGAACUCCUCUUCCGUCAAUCCUCAAGAAGCCCCAUGCAGAAAAGCCAUGUGCGACCCCAGGAGAGCCUUCAUCAUUCAAAACGACCCGGAUUCUGGUUCCGGAGAUAGCUGUCCAGAAAGCUAAGACCACGUUGACACCGGCGAUGGGAGCACCAGCAACAGUGACAGCAGCGACCAGCCGUGAUCCACCGCAGAAAGCAGGUCGCAAAAAGCCAACUUUUGUUGCGAACACGUCAGCCUUGUCGAAACGUAGGCCUGUGGUUAUCAGACGUAAAUCAUCGCAGACUUCACCCAGCGCUGAAGUGUCAGAAGGCUCUCUCCUUAAAUCGGAGGCAGCGGCAGCGACCACGAAAGCAGAUGGUCCUGCGCAGAAACCAGCAAUACCGGAAGAACAGGACAACAGCGCCCAGGGACUUUCCUGGCAGUCACUGUCAUAUCUGCGACCAGAUGACGGAAACAAUACAAACAACCAGACGACCUCCAGUUCUCCGGCUCCCAAUACCACUACCACCACCACUCGAUUGAGCCCUCCUCCAAUCGGAUUCACCACCAGCAGCGUCCAUCGCCAUGCCAGUCCGGUUCGCCCCCCUUCGACGGAGCAGGCUGCUACGCAACCACCAUCAUCAUCGACGUCCAAGACAUCCUCACUGGUAGACCCAGAUUUUCGCUCGCGAUUCGCGGAACGCAGGCGUCAGGAGGCGGCUGCUGCUGCUGCUACUACUACUACUACUAGUGAUGCAUCAUCCUGUGCAACCAACCCGAGUUCGUCGUCAUAUCUAGGAAAUCUACUCGCAACGUCGAACAUCGGCAAGGCAGCACCACCACCACGGCGAGCAAGCCGAAGCCUAUCCCCAGCGACGACAAGACAUUUAAUCAUGCCACCACCACAACCACCGUCAGAAAGUACAGACCCUGCAAAGUAUCCUACUACGCGGCCAUCUUCCUCCUCCUCCAGGGGUAGUAGUAGUAAUAAUAGGAGAGGGAGAAGGGGGUCAUCAUCCUCAUUACUAUCAUUAUCAUCACUCCGGUCUGGUGGUGGUGAGCAGCAGCAACAGCAGCAGAAUCGAUCCAGCUACGAAGUAACCUCUGUCCAGAACGCGUUCGCAAGCGGCGAAUUCACCCUGCCGAAACUUUCGAGCAACCAUCUGAGCGCUAUCAUUGAGCGGGCGAGAAAGAAGAGUCCGAAUCGGAGUUGA